UCUUAGCUUGAGUUCCUGGCUCUGUGGUGUAGUUGAACAGGUAAUGAAAUUGACCCUUUUAAUCUACUUGCCUGAGUUUUGAUUCAUCAUGGAUAAUCUGUCACCAGAAGAAAUUCAGCUAAAGGCUCACCAGGUUACUGAUGAGUCUUUGGAAAGUACAAGGAGAAUCCUGGGAUUAGCCAUCGAGUCUCAGGAUGCAGGAAUCAAGACCAUCACUAUGCUGGAUGAACAAGGGGAACAACUAAAUCGCAUAGAAGAAGGCAUGGACCAAAUAAAUAAAGACAUGAGAGAGGCAGAGAAGACUUUAACAGAACUCAACAAGUGCUGUGGCCUUUGCGUCUGCCCUUGUAAUAGAUUCUCAGAUGGUGGUUGUUUCUUUAAAACCAGGACGAAGAACUUUGAGUCUGGAAAGAACUAUAAGGCAACAUGGGGGGAUGGUGGAGACAGCUCAUCCAGCAAUGUGGUAUCUAAGCAACCAGGCCGAGUAACCAAUGGUCAGCCUCAGCAAAGCACAGGAACAGCUAGCGGUGGAUACAUUAAACGUAUAACUAAUGAUGCCAGAGAAGAUGAGAUGGAAGAGAACCUGACUCAAGUGGGCAGUAUCCUAGGCAACCUAAAGAACAUGGCUCUGGACAUGGGCAAUGAAAUUGAUGCUCAGAACCAGCAAAUACAGAGGAUCACAGAAAAGGCUGACACCAACAAGGAUCGGAUUGACAUUGCCAAUACAAGAGCAAAGAAACUCAUUGACAGCUAGAGCCAUGCUGUACUUCUUUACCAGUUACUUAGUUCUCUAGCUCCUCAUAAGCCACUACCUGUUCAGAGUUUGAAAGUGUGUGAAAGAAGGACCAGAGGAGGAACGCCUCCUACUACUUAUUUUCUGUCCUUUGGGGUAGGUUCUUGCUCAGACUUCUUCACAGUCUCUCUUUCUCAGUUCACACUCUUAGGCUGCUUUCUGCACAUCACACAUAGUCUGUCAGCCUCUUCACUUAGCUUCUUUUGCAUUCAAGAUUUGGAAGCAUUGCCAAAGAGCCAUGAAGGAGGCAUCUAUAUAAGUAGCUCUUGUUGUUGGUUGGUUUGGUUUGGGUUUUAUGGUAAAGAGCAAGAGGAAGGAAUAAGAAAUGAAGUUGUUAACUCAUUAAAGAGACUACAGGUAAACAAAACAAAAAAAACCAAGACAAAACAAAACAGGCUAAUGCCUGGGGUGGGAGCUUUUACUCAUGCAUUUUGUUUUACAUCACUAUUUUGUAGCUUCUGUUCCAAAGGAGAA
This is a messenger RNA of Peromyscus leucopus (white-footed mouse), 1267 nucleotides long. RefSeq names its product synaptosomal-associated protein 23. The transcript has 9 exons. The record is from RefSeq and is a predicted model, not a curated record. The coding region runs from base 89 to 754 and encodes 221 amino acids. Gene Ontology annotation, cellular component: plasma membrane; synaptobrevin 2-SNAP-25-syntaxin-1a-complexin I complex. Gene Ontology annotation, biological process: synaptic vesicle fusion to presynaptic active zone membrane; exocytosis; synaptic vesicle priming. Lineage: Eukaryota; Metazoa; Chordata; Mammalia; Rodentia; Cricetidae. Gene Ontology annotation, molecular function: syntaxin-1 binding; SNAP receptor activity.